Mercenaria mercenaria is the source of this 1350-nucleotide messenger RNA. RefSeq names its product galanin receptor 2a-like. The record is from RefSeq and is a predicted model, not a curated record. The transcript has a single exon. Gene Ontology annotation, molecular function: G protein-coupled receptor activity. NCBI's taxonomy places the organism in Eukaryota, Metazoa, Mollusca, Bivalvia, Venerida, Veneridae. Gene Ontology annotation, biological process: G protein-coupled receptor signaling pathway. Gene Ontology annotation, cellular component: plasma membrane. Bases 1 to 1350 code for a protein of 449 amino acids.
AUGACAGCAGAACGUGAUCUUGAUGAUUACUUGUUUGGACAAGAGAAUUUCACAGCGUUUUCGAUCUUUUUGAAUGCGUCGGAAAACCAUUUUCCAAACGCAUCUUUCGGCGACAUAAAUGGCACAACAACGUCAAUACCAAGUGGUGCAGGAGGUGGACCUGCCGUAAGAUAUUUUCCUUGGGACAACCCGCAGAAUAUUAUGACAAAGAAGAUGUCAGACGACAUUACAUCCAUUCUUCAAUGCUACGUAUUUCCGGUAGUUACAAUAGUUGGUAUAAUUGGAAGUAUCCUCAGCUUGAUUGUACUAUGCCAGAAGAAACUUCGGAGCUCUACAACAACUGUUGUACUUAUCGGAUUGGCUUUUUCGGAUAUGCUAUUUUUAGUAACAAACUUUGUACGAAAAUCCACAUGCAUCAUACGAGAUUACGACGAAGCACUAGCCGACAAAAUCAACGCAACUACAUUUUACUACAUAUUCUACCUCAAGACAGCUUUCAGUCGUGUUUCAACUCUCAUAGUUGUCCUGAUAUCAGUGGAACGUCUGAUUGCCGUGGCCUUUCCGUUGAAAGUGAAACAGAUUGUUACUAGACUGAGGAUGAAAGCCGCUGUCCUCUUCCUGUAUGUGCUAGUGUUCGGAUCACUAGCUGCCUUGCCUCCACAGUACACCUACAUAUACAUUCGUGGGAAACCCUACAUCUCCCAGACCAAAUUCGCUUUAGACAACAAAGCGCCUCUAGAAGUCUACAACGAGUACUUCUUGCCGAUCGUAUUUCGCUAUAUCCCAGUUUUGGUUGUCCUCAUUGUGAACAUCAUUAUCAUCGCUAUCAUCAGCCAAAGCCAAAGGUUUCAGAAAAGCGUCACCUCGCUGGAUCCUAAACGCAAAGAAGAGCAAAGGAAGAUAACUCGCAUGCUUUUGUCUGUGGCGAUUAUCUUUCUUAUCUGUCUGCUGCCGGGGGAUCUGCUCCUUCUGUGUUCUACGGCUAUUGAUGGGUUCGAGUUCUUCGGCACUUACCACAACCUUUUUCUGGUCCUCAGCGAUAUUUGCCUGCUCUUUGAGAUGAUCAACUCCUCAGUUAACUUCAUUACUUACAUGGUUCUGAAUCGUAACUUCUUCGAAACAUACGUCAACCUGUUCUGUUGCUGCCUGCACUUCAUGCGCGUGCACAGGAAGACGUCUGGAACUCAAAAAUCCAGUAACACCAAAGAAUCUGAUAUUGGCGACAAAGUUAAAAUAUCACUGAAAGAUUUCUCGCUCGAUAGCGGUAUUGAGGAAAAAUCAAAAUCUGAAAACGAGGCUUCAGCGGUUUUAGCUGGUAAAAUGAAUGAGGCUUACAUUGCCAGUGAAUGA